AUGUUCUUUAUCUACCCCACCCCGCAGUACCCGCGUCGGGCACUGGAGUUUGUUUUCAAGUCCCUCUACAUGUUUGCCAACACCAUGCACCUGAUCAGCUUGGUAGUUCUCAUCUCUGACUUCUACACCCGCUUGAGCAACUCGAUGCCGUCGUACUACACCAACAGAGACCUCGUCAUAAGCGACGCCAUCCUUUUGGUCAUGGAGAACUGCAUCUACACUGGAAGCAUCCGGCUAGGCAACGUCCACGGUACGGUGGAGGUGACCGCAGGUAACAUCGGCUACGGCCUCAUGACGACGGCACAAUACGUAACGGGGCUUUUCGUGCUCGAGUUUUUGCUCCUCGUCAACAACUUCCUCGUUGCGUUCAACUACACCAAGGGCAACCGCCACCUUCGCAUCUUCGGCGUACACGUCCCCCUCUACCACAUUACCGUGAUGAUGACGCAGGUGUACUCCAUCGCCAUUGUUGUGCUCGUCUGGGCCUUUGACGGUAACCGGCAGCUCUUUCAGCGUGCGCUGCAGCACUGUGCGGAGGAGAUGCGGAAGACUAGGUACGAACAGCUGCUGAAGAGCGAGUUUGAUGGCUACACAAUCUUCUCCACGGCCGUGUACUGGCCGUUUGCGGCGACAUGCGUGGCCGAGCUCAUCUACGUCUCUGCGGUCGUCUUCUUGUGUUACUUCUCCAACGACGAGGGCAUCAUCUUGUUCUCCGAGGCGGACGCGCCGUGGGAGUCGCGCGGGCUCCUCUGCAACACAAGCAAGCCGCUGCUGAAGCUGCACACGGCACAGCGCAACGCCAUCAUCGAAGACGCCCGCAACGCGAUCAAGGAGGGGCAGAAAGUGCGGAUUGUUCGCUCCUACCAACUCAUCACGGAGGAGGCCUUCGAGGCGCUUGUGCAGGCAAUGCGGGAGCAGGUGGCACGGGCCUUGAAGGAGAAGCAGUUUGAGCAGCUGAAGAGGACCUUCGGUGACAAUGAGUCGCAGUUGGACAACAUGGGGUUUGCUUGGAGGGAGAAUCUGAUGGCUUCUCACCUCGACGAAGUAAGCGGCGGCGUCGGGAACGGGUUAGGCAACAGCUUCAAAGCCGGACCAGCGGAUCAGUUCUUCAACGUUCCCUUUGAAGACUACUUCACGGACAACGGCGGCGCCGCUGGUAGGCCGGAAGUGCCCUGUAGCGUUGAUCCCCUUUCGAUCCAGGAGGGUGGUCUCGGCGAUGACGACGGCGCCUACGGCGACGGGAACAACGGCUUCAUGCUUGACCCCGCAGAUGGCGGCAGUGAAACCGUAGAUGCAUGGUCGCCGCGAGAGGGCGCGAACAUGGUGAACACCGUUGGCGAGAUCUACGACCCGCCUCAGCCGCAACAGCACACCCAGCAUGCGUCGCACACGAAGCAUAGGAGUCGUCGCCGCCGCCGACGCGGCGAUCACGCCGAGGAAGACGACGAAGACUACCAGGUGGAGCCAGAUCCGCGCGACCCUUCGCAGCAGCAAAGAGGCGACGGCAAGAGCGACAUCGAUGGUGGGAAUGCGUACACAAGUCGGUCAAAUUACUUUGAUGCCAAUGAUGACAUGGUGUAUGUCGCCAAUGACAUGGGAGGGAGCGGAGGCGGCUACGUGUCUGGCGCCGGCCCUGGGGGCAGGCUAGAUGGUACAACUGGCAACUACCCACUCAGCACACGAGAAAGCCGGCAGCGGCAACAGAGCCGUGGGCGGCAAGCAGGACUUGAGCAAGAGGAUGACGUAGCCGAUGAGCUCUCUGACGAGCUUGGCUGA
This is a messenger RNA of Leishmania major strain Friedlin, 1776 nucleotides long. RefSeq lists its product as hypothetical. Bases 1 to 1776 code for a protein of 591 amino acids. The transcript has a single exon. NCBI's taxonomy places the organism in Eukaryota, Euglenozoa, Kinetoplastea, Trypanosomatida, Trypanosomatidae. The record is from RefSeq and is a predicted model, not a curated record.